Molecule: messenger RNA, 837 nt
Organism: Ogataea haglerorum
Lineage: Eukaryota; Fungi; Ascomycota; Pichiomycetes; Pichiales; Pichiaceae
Exons: 1
Coding region: 1-837 (278 amino acids)
Source: RefSeq, a predicted model, not a curated record
AUGACUGCUGAUGUAAAUGUCAGCACUGUCGUCAACGCCAAUAAUGCAUUUAUUUCUUUUCUGGACCACUUGCCCUGCGAUAUAGUGCGAUCAUUGUGGGUCACUCAAUCCCUGAGCUUGAAGAACGAGGAGAUACGAAGUCAGCUAGACUCAUUGUUAAGGGAUCAAAGACCGGGCAAGAUCACAAAAGUAGAGACAUUGCGCGAUAUCGCGAACUUGAGGGGCCUCCUUCUACGCAACUCGAGGGAACUUGUUGCUGAAGCAGAACAGUUGUCACAGAUUUUGGCUCACCAUCAAAGGUUAUCCUCCAACGAACUACACCUAAUGGACAUUCUCAAGGAUUCCAGAAACCAACAAAACACACGAACGUGGGAAGAGUUUACUCGCUUCAAACGCAAAUUCGUCGCCACCGUUCAAGAUGAUUCUGAUGCCGACGACGAGGAUCCUCUGGCCCAGAAACGAGAAAUAGUUCUCAGCGCUGGAGAUAGUAGGGUCAAGAAGAAAAUCAAAGAGAAAAAGGAGACGAGAGAGAAGGUCGAAAAGCAUGAAAACCACACUCGCAUUUCUAUCAAGCUAGGAACAGAGUCGCCAGUUGCACCGACCCCAUCGCCAGCUCCGAAAACACCGCCUCAAGAACAGUACUGCGUAUGCCGAGGCCCAAGUAUGGGUAAGAUGAUCGCGUGCGACAACUCAUCUUGUCCGAUAGAGUGGUUCCACUACAAAUGCGUUGGGCUAUACGCAGAUCCAGGUGACAAACGCUGGUUUUGCAGUCCUGAGUGUGAACAGAAAUAUAAAAAUCGCAUCGCAAGAAAGAGACGCAGACGCAAAGCGUACUGA